CUGGGGGGAGGGGUGCGCCGACGUCCUCCGAGCUGGAAGAGGCCCCUGAGCCCAGAGUCCGUGCGUGUUCGUGCGGUGCCGCCCACACCCCGCGUGAUCAGUUCUGCCUUCUGAGGACUCUGCACUCACCCAAAAGGGGAACACUGAGGAAGGACUUGGUUCUGUAUUCUUAAUAAGGAGAGCACGGGCCAGCACCCUACCUGGGAGUGAAGGCAGAGACGUCUCCCCCCAGAUCCUUCUCCCUCCACUGAAGAGGACCAAGAGCUGGCCCAGGCAGGGAGCCCAAGGGAAUGGCCCCUGGACCCUCGAGACCAGCAUGGCAGGAGUUACUGACAUUCAAGGAUGUGGCUGUGGACUUCACCCAGGAGGAGUGGGGCCUCUUGGACCAUUCUCGGAAAGAGCUCUACAAGGAGGUGAUGCUGGAGAACUCCCAGAACCUGCUCUCCCUGGGAAUUCCAGUUCUCAGAGAAGAUUUGAUCUCCCAUUUUGAGGAAAGGGAAGCAUCGUGGAUCCUGGAUCGAAUUGACCUGAGGAACUCCUGUCCAGAAAAACCUUCAUUGAAAGUUAGAGACUGCCUGGCAUCCCAUAGUACCAAACUGUCCAGCAACCUAGAAAUCUUUGUGAUCGUCCAUAUUUGGUCUGGUCAGGUUCCAUCCAGGUUUGAACCAGAGAAAGAUGCACAGAUGAGGUCUGAAGUGAAUGAGCCUACCACAAAGCUAAGCAUUUCUGUGGAAGAAUCUCACCAGCAAAGAUACCUGAGUGAUAGUCCCUGUGACUUGAAUUUGAGAGAAAUCUGUAACUUGGAUAUCAAGAUAGAGAAAAAUCUAAAUAAUCACUGUGAAUCUGAUAAAGAUAGAAAAGAUUUCAAACAAUAUUCAGUCCUAAUUCAAUGUAAGAAAAUGACCUCAGGUAAUGAGUGUUUUCAGUGUGGUGAAGAUAGGGAAUGCUUUACUGAAAAGGUUGGGCUUCUGCAGUCUCCUGAGAAGCCUCCUGAGAUGCAAAUGUAUCAAACUAAUCAGCGGGAAAUUGCCUUCAGCUUGAGUUCAGAGAUCAUUACCCAUCAGAAAAGUUAUACUGGAAAAAUGGUUUAUAUAUUUAAUGAAGAUGGGAAGACCUUUCGCCAAAACUCAAAGCUCAUUGGCCACCAUAAAAUUCAUACUGCAGGGAAACCUUAUGAAUGUAAUCAAUGUGGAAAGGCCUUCACAAAUAGGUCCAGUCUUGCUAUACAUGAGAGAAUCCACACUGGAGAAAAACCUUAUGAAUGUACUCAAUGUGGAAAGACUUUCAGAACAAGAUCCAGUCUUAGUGAACAUCAGAGAAUCCACACUGGAGAAAAACCUUAUAAAUGUAAUCAAUGUGGAAAGACUUUCAGACAGAGCUCCAGUCUUUAUCUUCAUCAAAGAAUCCACACAGGAGAGAAAACUUACGAAUGUAUUCAAUGUGGAAAGACUUUUACAAAAAGGUCCACUCUUGCUAACCAUCUGAGAAUCCACACUGGAGAGAAACCUUAUGAAUGUACUCAAUGUGGAAAGACUUUCAGAACAAGAUCUAGUCUUAGUGAACAUCAGAGAAUUCACACUGGAGAAAAACCUUAUAAAUGUAAUCAAUGUGGAAAGACUUUCAGACAGAGCUCGAGUCUUUAUCUUCAUCAAAGAAUCCACACUGGAGAAAAGAUUUACGAAUGUAAUCAAUGUGGAAAAACUUUCACAAAAAGAUCCACUCUUUCUAUACAUCAGAGAAUCCAUUCUGGAGAGAAAAUUUAUGAUUGUAAUCAGUGUGGAAAGGCUUUCCCAGAUAGGGCCAAUCUUGCUAACCACAUAAGAAUCCACACUGGAGAAAAACCUUUUGAAUGUAAUCAUUGUGGAAAGGCUUUCACACAGAACUCCAAUCUUGCUAACCAUCUGAGAAUCCACACUGGAGAGAAACCUUAUGAAUGUAAUCAGUGUGGAAAGGCUUUCACACAGAACUCCAGUCUUGCUGUGCAUCAGAGAAUCCACACUGGAGAGAAGCCUUAUGAAUGUAGUCAGUGUGGAAAGACUUUCAGACAGAACUCCAGUCUUGCUGUGCAUCAGAGAAGCCACACUGGUGAAAAACCUUAUGAAUGUAAUCAAUGCGGAAAAACUUUCAGACAGAGGGCCUCACUUGGUCAACAUCAGAAAAUCCACUCUGGAGAGAAGUUGUAGGAAUAUAAUCACUGUGGGAAGGCUUUCGGACAGAGCUCUAGUUUUCCUCUUCAUGAAGGAAUCCACACUGGAGAGAAACCUUAUGAAUAUAACCAAUGUGGCAAAGCCUUCAAGUGACAGUCAUCCCUAAUUUCCCAUUAGAAAAUUCCUAGGGUGCAGCUAGGUGGCACAGUGGAUAGAGCACCAGCCCUGGAUUCAGGAGGACCUGAGUUCAAAUUUGGCCUCAG
Molecule: messenger RNA, 2410 nt
Organism: Phascolarctos cinereus (koala)
Lineage: Eukaryota; Metazoa; Chordata; Mammalia; Diprotodontia; Phascolarctidae
Source: RefSeq, a predicted model, not a curated record